This is a messenger RNA of Klebsormidium nitens, 1458 nucleotides long. Lineage: Eukaryota; Viridiplantae; Streptophyta; Klebsormidiophyceae; Klebsormidiales; Klebsormidiaceae. The record is from the annotation of a GenBank genome assembly.
UGCCAACGUGGUUCCAAACCACCAAAAUUCCCCUUUUUGGCGCGAAGGGUUACAAAAACCUGUUCAGCCUGGCAGAACCAAGUAGCGCCCUGAUUUUGAGCUCCUACAUAACCACUGUUUCCUUAGCGAUCGUUGAACACAGAGCAGGAGGUGUGCCACCUCUGUCCUGCUUUCCGGGUUUCCCAGACCUUCCUGCUUUCUUAGUCUUGCCGGUCUGCUUCGCCAAAGAAUCUGGUGAAAAGGAAAGAUACAUCCAAAGGCUCGCAAAAGGAGGAGCCUGAAAACAGGACAAUCCGAUUUGCUGCAAUGGCAGACGAGGGCAAUGCCAUGCUGACAGAACAGGAAGCGGCGGUGUAUGACAGGCAAAUUCGGGUUUGGGGGGUGGAGGCACAAAAGAGGAUGAGCAAGUCCAACAUUCUAGUUGGGGGCGCCAUCACUGGCAUCAUUGCAGAGGCCCUGAAGAACAUCGUUCUGGCAGGAGUGGGGUCCGUGACAUUGGUCGACGACACGCCUGUUUCCGCCGAGUCGAUCGCCGCAACAUUCAUUCUCACACCUGACCUCAUAGAUUCUGGUGUGUCGAUGGGGGCAGCUUGCGCUGCGGCGCUUCAAGACUUCAAUCCAAUGGUGGCAGUACGGUCAGAAGAAGGAAAUAUUGUGGACAAGGCGCCAGAUUUCUACGACUUCUUCAGUGUGGUGCUACUGGGUCGGGCGCCACUUGACUUGCAAAAAAAGAUCAAUGGCAUUUGUCGAUCGCGGGGCCACAAGGUUGCCUUCUUCUCGGCGGACGUUCGUGGCGGCAUAGGACAGAUCUUCGUGGACCUCCAAACACACAACUACACGCCUUUUCCGAAGCCAGACACCACACCAGAGCCACAGACCGCUCAGUAUCCCAGCCUCGAGGAGGCCUUGUCGUUUUCUUGGAAGCCCCUGUUGGAGCAGAAGCGAAAAGAGAGGACGGACAGCCUUUUCUUUACCAUGCGCGUCUUGGAACGAUUCGAGCAGGCGGAGAAGCGGAGACCAGGGGCGGUCUCCGCAGCAGAUCUGCCUGGUCUGCUGAAGACACGGGACGACAUGGCCAAGUCGCAGGACGUUCUGCCGGAGAUGAUUCCGGACGAGCUGCUGGAGCGGCUCGCAGAUGCGGGGCCCGGGGAGUUGCCGGCGGUGUCGGCAAUUGUCGGCGGCAUUUUGGGACAGGAGAUCCUCAAGAGCGUGUCAAGUAAAGGAGCGCCCGUGGAGAACUUCUUUUUGUACAGCCUAACGAAGCACACAGGACUGAUCGAACGCGUUCCUCCGUUGAAGAAAAGCUGAUAGACUGGGCGUACUGCAGCAUGUUCUCGCGCAGAACCUUGUUGCGGUGUUUUGUGUUUCUUCGGUUGCUGCUUGAGGCAGCGUCGAGUUGCACCAGCGCGCAUGUGCCAUAUGGAGUGCCGAUCACGUUUCUCAGUUCUUGGUGCGGGG